AUGGAUAAUUCAUGGCGUUCUCGAUCUACAAUUCAAGGUAAUAUCUGCCCCAGCUGCUUUAAAUCUCACUUCCCCUUUUGCCCUCCACUACCCAUAUCACCAUUUACUCAAAACCCUAGGUUCCAAUCACACACAGAUCACUUUUUCCCGAGCCCACCACCUUAUGAUCCGAUGCUAGACCACCGUGGACGGACACCCCCUCCGAAUAACAUCCACCGUCCGCCUGUUUAUGGGUUCGGCGAUCCGCCAUUACCACCGCCACCGCGGCCGUGGCAUAGUGACCCUAGUUUCGAUAGAGACCCAUAUGGGCGUACGAAUUCUCCUGGUUAUGAUUAUGGUGGUAGUGUUGGAUCUAAGAGGAUGAGGAUUGAUGAAAGUAAUGUGAAUCCUUUGAGAGUUCUGGCUGAUGAUGAGCGUAGAUUGAAGUUAAUUCGUGAUCACGGUGGCAUAGCACCGCCAAGCAGUGAAAUUUAUGGUUUUGGUACCAUUGGUGGUGGGGAAUUGGGACAAUUUGAGGGAUUGGCCUUUAAGCGGUCGAAUGAUUAUGAGGUGAACUACUUUCGAGAUCGAGGGUUGGGUACUUUUGACAGAAACCGAUCGUCUUUCCUACCAGGGCCUGGUUCCAAUCCACACUAUGAUAAAGAGGAAGAAGGGUUAGCCUUUGAUCAACCAUUUUUGAAGAGUAAUAGGAAUGAAGAUUUUGCGGGAUCACGGUAUAGUCAAGUGGAAAAACAUGUGCAUCAAUUGUUGCACUGCAAUGGACAUGGUGAUCACCCUAUUGGACAUUUCACAAACGUUGAGCUGGCUCGGCAAAGUUACCAUGAAGGGAUUCGGUACGAUUUGAAUCCAGGAGAUGAUUAUUUGUCUGUUGCACAGAAGGCUGACAUGAUUCAGGCAUCACAUAUGUCUCUAAGGGAGCCCCAAUAUCCUUAUCCAACAGAGAGGCAAGGGACGUUGGGGUCGAGUUCUCCACACUAUAAAAUGAACUACAAUCUUGAUAAUCAGUUGCCACAGCCAUCUAAAAUUCAACAUCCUAUGGAGCCAAGACAUGAUUUCCAACCUCCGGACCAGCUCAGUAAUAUGAGGCAGUCAGUCGGAGUCAAGGUUCCAUCGCUGGAUGGUAUUGAACGCCCAGUUGGAUAUCAAAAUUUUCCGGUAGUGUCCCAAUAUGGUCCGCUGAAUCCAAACAAUCAAGGUGGUCAUUUGCCCAACCUUCGUAGCACAAGUUUAUAUGAUGUACAGCCUCCUCUUCCUGCUUCUCCACCACCUCCGCUUCCCGUGGAACCCCCAAUUCACACAUUGUCCCAGCCACUUGCGUCAACUUCACCAUCGAAAACACCCUCUUCAUUAUUUCCUAUCCCCGGUCUUUCUUCAGCCACUAUACCAUCAUCAUAUCCUUCUGUUCCAGAGGCCCAAUUGUCAUCACAGACUCACUAUCCUAGUAAACAGCAUCUGAAUGCUUCCACCGGCGUUGCUUCUGAGGAAUUUCAAGCCAUCCAUCAAGCAUCCAACAAUAGAUAUUCAGGCGAAAGGCAACCUUUUCCAGCGAGGCAUCUACCUGUUCAUAAGCCAAAAUUUGUUGAUGCUUCUCACAUAUUUAAGCACCCUCAUCGAGCAAACCGUCCUGAUCAUAUUGUGAUAAUCCUUCGAGGACUUCCAGGUAGUGGAAAGAGCUACUUGGCGAAGAUGUUGCGGGACCUUGAGGUUGAAAAUGGUGGUGAAGCCCCACGGAUUCACUCUAUGGAUGAUUACUUCAUGACUGAAGUUGAAAAGGGUGAGGAAAGUGAGUCUUCUGGUUCUAUCAGGGGGAAGAAACCAGUUAUUAAGAAGAAAGUUAUGGAGUACUGUUAUGAACCUGAGAUGGAGGAGGGUCUGGCUAAGCUCAAGGAAAUCAGUCAACAACUAGAACCUUUGGCCCAUCGCUGCAUGAGACACCGACCCAUAGCACUGACCCUUCCUCCUGGUCUACUCCCUUCAUCGAAAUAUCUCCAGCUUCGAUCUCCUUCUGCAAUCUUCUGCAAUUGUUCUAAGCUUCGAUCUUCUUCAUCGACUGGUUCUGCGAAGGAUUCUGGUUCUGCAAAGGAUUUUGGUUCUGCAACAGAAACCCUCGGCCCUUACUUGCAAUGUCCUCUUGUUCUGCGAAUUUCAGCUUCCUCUGGUAGUGGAAAGAGCUACUUGGCGAAGAUGUUGCGGGACCUUGAGGUUGAAAAUGGUGGUGAAGCCCCACGGAUUCACUCUAUGGAUGAUUACUUCAUGACUGAAGUUGAAAAGGGUGAGGAAAGUGAGUCUUCUGGUUCUAUCAGGGGGAAGAAACCAGUUAUUAAGAAGAAAGUUAUGGAGUACUGUUAUGAACCUGAGAUGGAGGAGGGUCUGGCUAAGCUCAAGGAAAUCAGUCAACAACUAGAACCUUUGGCCCAUCGCUGCAUGAGACACCGACCCAUAGCACUGACCCUUCCUCCUGGUCUACUCCCUUCAUCGAAAUAUCUCCAGCUUCGAUCUCCUUCUGCAAUCUUCUGCAAUUGUUCUAAGCUUCGAUCUUCUUCAUCGACUGGUUCUGCGAAGGAUUCUGGUUCUGCAAAGGAUUUUGGUUCUGCAACAGAAACCCUCGGCCCUUACUUGCAAUGUCCUCUUGUUCUGCGAAUUUCAGCUUCCUCUGGUUCUGUGAACGAAUUCAUAGAUUUAUAA
Molecule: messenger RNA, 2685 nt
Organism: Ilex paraguariensis (yerba mate)
Lineage: Eukaryota; Viridiplantae; Streptophyta; Magnoliopsida; Aquifoliales; Aquifoliaceae
Source: the annotation of a GenBank genome assembly